Molecule: messenger RNA, 2767 nt
Organism: Scaptodrosophila lebanonensis
Lineage: Eukaryota; Metazoa; Arthropoda; Insecta; Diptera; Drosophilidae
Product: nucleolar protein dao-5
Exons: 11
Coding region: 28-2658 (876 amino acids)
Cellular component (GO): extracellular region
Molecular function (GO): chitin binding
Source: RefSeq, a predicted model, not a curated record
AAAACGAACAGCAGAAAAACCAUCAACAUGAAAAGGGCCAAAAGUUGGCUGUUUAUGGCAGCGACAGUGCUACUGUUAAGUGUGCUCGCCUCGACGGAUGCUGCGCUGCCAUUCAAGAAAGUCUCCAUCGCAAAAAAUUCUGCCUCCACGACCACAACAACAACAAGCACCACAACAGGACCCACCGAAGCGGCAGGCGAUGAUGAAGAGGCGCGAGAACCCAGCAACGAUACUGAUGAGGGCAAGUCUACGAAUUCCACGCUCUCGACAAAGGAUUCUAAGCUAACGGGUAUACCUCAGAUUGACUACAUAUGGGACCCUAAUUUGCCACGCGAAUUGAGGGGAUACAACUUGUCCAGCUAUCCCUUCCUGUCAACCGUACCAACGGAGGACGAUAUACACUUUAAGUGCGAGGGUCUGCACGAUGGCUUCUAUGCCUCAAUCGAGUACAAGUGCCAGGUCUAUCAUCAUUGCGUUUAUGGCAUACGUCACGAUUUUCUGUGCGCAAACUUCACGGCUUUUGAUCAACGAACCUUUAUUUGCCACUUUGUAUCCGAUGUGGACUGCGAGGGUUCGCAAAAGUACUGGAAUAGGAACGAUGAACUCUACAUGGCCACAACCACUACGUCGACAAGCACUACAACCACAGAGCCGCCGCCCACACCACGCCGAAGUGCGAUGCGUCCGAGGCGACCGUUGAGACGUCCAUACAAUCGCAGACCCAUCGAUGAUUACUACUACGACGAGGAGGAAUAUGAUGACGAUUAUUAUGAGGAACGCUUGAAUCGCCGCCAUAAGCCUAGACCGCGACAGCGCAAGCCCGUGGAUCUUGACUACGAUGAUGAAUACGAUGAUAAGCGCAGCGAGGAGAAGCCACGACGCAGUGGGGGGCGCAAUCGUUAUCGAGGCGAAGAUGAUCUCGACGAUGAUUACGAAGACCGUCGAAAUCGACAGCGCGCACGUCCAGGAAAAGCCGGAGCAACUGCUGAGCGGCGAAAGACCGCAGGUUCCCGAAAACCAGCACGUGGCGGGGAUGAGCGUCGCAGCUUUACUGAAGAGAGACUCGGCAGACGCCGCAGUAACGAGAAGCGUCCUACCCCCUCCACAUCUGCGGCCCUCGACGAGCUGGACGAUUAUGAGCGACCUUAUGGUGUAGAUCAGGAGGAAGCUGCCGAAGAGGAUGCACCACAAAAGAUAAAGACCACACCGAAGCCAUUGGAAGAAUUUAUAACACCUAAGGCGGCUCCAUCCUCUGUCUUCUCACGUCCACGUGCACCACCUCGCAUAGCCCGCCCUGUACCCAUCAAUGAGAAAAAGAAGUACGAGUAUCCGGUCCAGAAAUCUACAGCCACAACUUCAGCUCCUUCUGCAUCCUUGGCCGACGAUGACGAUUACUAUCAGCAGCAACCAGACGAAGACUACGAACAGCCACCUGCACGCAACACCGCCCGCAGACGCACUGCAGCUCCCAGCGAUUUGGAAGAGGUGCCUGUAAAGCGUCGCAAUCAAAAACCUACUCGACCCACACUACGUAAGCCUGCAACCUCUAAACAGGUGCUGCUGGAGGACGAAGAUUACGACAAUGAGCGUUAUGAGACGCGACGCAAACGUCCGCUGGCUGUUCGUACUCGUAAACCGGCUCCCGAUCUCGACUUUGUUGAUCCUGAUUACGAGGAGCACGAAAGAGUUCCUCCAGCACGAGCCACAGCCCAGCGUCUGCGGCCAAAGGUUGCAUCCGCGCGCAAGCCUGUGCCUCGGCCACGUCAACCAAUUAUUGAGGAAGAUCAACAACUAGAAUCGGAUCUGGAGUCUGCCGAUGAAGAGCCCCUGGCCCCAGCGGCACCACCAAAGACGCUCACAGCUGCCGGGCGAACUGCAUCGGUACGUGUUGUGAAACGUCCAUUCUUGCCCUCGCGUGGCGGCAGUCCCUAUUUGCCGCGUGGUUUGCAGCCGGUGGGCGUGGCACUAAGACCGCUGAUCGACAGUCGGACACGCACCACCGACAGUACACCCAUCGACAUGGGUUCAACCAUUUCGGGGGUGCGUCUGCUCGAGCAUGGUGCACCUUUGCUUCGUGAUGCGGGCAGCUAUGAAGACUUUAGUGAUCAGCGUGUGCCGGCACCGCCCUCACCUCCUUCGCCUACGCCACCGCGCACCACAUUGCCACCACGCAGCGCUCUGCCCACCGUUUCGACGCAGAAGCGGCCCGAGCCGCCACAGCCCAAAGUGAAUCUGGACGAGCUCUACGAGAAUGACUACGAUGUCACGCUCAAUGACGCGCUAGAUCCCACGCUUAAACCGCUUACGCCCCAACAUCAGCAUCAGCAUCAGCUUCAAAGCUAUAGUCGCCCCUAUCAGCAGCAGCAGCAGCACGCGCCCUCAUCCGCAGCCUCCGCAUUCAAUCCAUUCGCUCAUAAUAACUAUCAACAGGCGCAUCUCGCAUCUCAAUCUGCAUCCGCAUCAGCUUCUGCACCGCCACCAGAGCCACCGAACUACCAUAGUGAUUCAUAUUUCUCCUCGACAGAUAUACGCCGGCGGGCUAUUGUCCCGGCGCAGGUCGCGCGCUCGAACCGACACGAAUACAGUGCUGCCAGAGGAGCCGGCAGCCAGGUGAGCGCUCGAAUCGCUCAGCACUUUUACGAUGACUUUACAUAUUAGUCGGUACAAGUCUGUGAAAAACGUUUCUCCAGCUGUAAAUAAUUUCAACAAAAACUUUGGAACAUCGAGAAUUCGAUGAAUUUUCUCCCCUUUCACUGCCCUGUCGCUG